Elephantulus edwardii (Cape elephant shrew) is the source of this 1677-nucleotide messenger RNA. It is a transcript of the gene TJAP1, whose product is annotated as tight junction associated protein 1 (peripheral). Bases 1 to 1677 code for a protein of 558 amino acids. NCBI's taxonomy places the organism in Eukaryota, Metazoa, Chordata, Mammalia, Macroscelidea, Macroscelididae. The transcript is spliced from 8 exons. Gene Ontology annotation, biological process: Golgi organization. Gene Ontology annotation, cellular component: trans-Golgi network. The record is from RefSeq and is a predicted model, not a curated record.
AUGACCAGUGCUGCCCCAGCUAAGAAACCCUAUCGUAAGGCCCCACCUGAACAUCGGGAGCUGCGGCUGGAAGCCCCUGGAUCCUGGCAUGAGCAGGAGGAGUCCCUGACUGAUGCAGAGCGGAUGAAGCUCUUGCAGCAGGAAAAUGAGGAGCUUCGUCGACGCCUGGCCUCAGCUACCAGGCGCACCGAGGCCUUGGAGCGUGAGCUGGAAAUUGGACAGGACUGCCUGGAGCUGGAGCUGGGCCAGAGCCGAGAGGAGCUGGACAAGUUUAAGGACAAGUUCCGCAGGCUGCAGAACAGCUACACAGCCUCCCAACGGACCAACCAGGAGCUGGAGGACAAGCUGCACACACUGGCCUCUCUUAGCCACAGCUGGAUUUUUGCAAUCAAGAAGGCUGAGAUGGAUAAGAAGACACUAGACUGGGAAAUUGUGGAACUGACCAACAAGCUGCUGGAUGCUAAGAACACCAUCAACAAACUGGAGGAGCUCAACGAACGAUAUAGGUUGGACUGCAACCUGGCUGUACAGCUCCUCAAGUGCAAUAAAUCCCAUUUCCGAAAUCAUAAGUUCGCUGAUCUGCCUUGUGAGCUACAGGACAUGGUUCAGAAGCAUCUGCACAACAGCCACGAGGCUGCCAGCCCAAGCCCUGCGCCCAGCCUGGCCCCAGGGUCCGUGGUGCCCACCUCUGUCAUUGCCCGUGUGCUGGAGAAGCCAGAGUCUCUGCUGCUCAACUCGGCCCAGUCAGGCAGUAUUGGGCAUCCUUUGGCUGAGGAUGUGUUUGUCCAUGUGGACAUGAGUGGGGAUACUCUGGGUGACCCAUCCAGUCCCUCCGCCCCUGGCAGCCCUGCCUCCCAGCCCAAUGGGGAAUGCCAUUCGCUGCGCACUGCUGGAGGCUCUCCAGAAGAGGAGCUGCCCCUGCCAGCUUUUGAAAAGUUAAGCCCUUACCCUACCCCAUCCCCACCGCACCCACUGUAUCCUGGCCGUAAGGUGAUCGAGUUCUCUGAGGAUAAGGUGCGGAUCCCCCGGAACAGCCCCCUGCCUAACUGCACAUAUGCCACUCGACAGGCCAUUUCCCUGAGCCUGGUGGAGGAGGGGGGAGAGCGGGCCCGCCCCAGCCCGGUCCUCAGCAGCCCUGCCUCGGCCCAGGUCUCACCCCACCAUCAGGCCAGCCCAGCCGCUCCAGUACUCAGCGCCCUGGCCAGCUCAGCUAGCUCGGAGGAGGACUUGCUGGCCAGCUGGCAGCGGGCGUUUGUGGACCGUGCCCCGCCACCAGCUGCUGUCACCCAGCGCACUGCCUUUGGAAGUGACGUGCUCCCUGAGCUGCAGCGCCACUUUGCCCUUAGCUCCACUGACAGAGACGAGGCAGCACAGGUACCUUCCUCUCCUGGAGAGAGUGGAGUCCUGCUGCCAACAGAAUCUGCUUCUGACCAUCCCGGGGAGGAGGAGGAAGAAGAGCUAAACCUGCCUGUCAGCCCUGAGGAGGAGCGCCAGAGCCUGCUGCCCAGUGCUAGUGGCACAGAGGAGGGGUCUGGCACAUCCCAGAGUGAGGGCAGGGCUUGGCCACUUCCUAACUCCAGUCGCCCCCAGCGCAGCCCUAAGAGAAUGGGGGUUCACCACCUACACCGCAAAGACAGCCUGACCCACGCCCAGGAGCAGGGCAACCUGCUCAGUUAG